CGACGCUGCGUUCACCAGUCAGUCGCUCGCUGACCGUCACUAGGGCAGGUAGAUCGAUUGUUGUCAUCGUGAUGUCGGAAGUAUUCAAACUGGGUGAUCUAGUAUGGGCGAAGAUGAAGGGAUUCUCACCGUGGCCCGGCCGGGUCUCAGUUCCCUCGAAGGAUCUAAAGAAGCCCGCAAAUACUAAAAAGGGACCAGUACAGUGUAUUUUCUUCUUUGGGACAAAUAAUUACGCUUGGAUAGAAGAAACCCACAUUAAACCAUACCAAGAGUAUAAAGAUACUCUAGUAAAAUCUAGCAAAUCUGGCGCUUUCAAAGAUGCAGUAGAAGCUAUAGAAGAAUUUAUCGCUAAAGGAGAGGUGUUUGAAGAUGGUUUGGAUCCGGAUUCUUUGUUUGACAAACUUAAAGAAGAGACUUUGACUGAGAAGAAACCUGUCGUCAAAACACCAAAACCACGCAAGGAAGCAACAAAAACUCCUAAACGAUUAAGCGAUAGCAGUACAGGUGAUCGCCGACCUGCUAAAAAGCAGCGUAGGGAAUCAAAUACCAGCAAUAGCAACAGAGUUGGCAGCGUUAGUCCUACAUUGAAUCAUUCUACUCCUGCUAGAAAAACAGGCUCACUUCUAAACAGACCGGCAAAUAUCGCCAGACCUGUUACACCGCCUUUAGAUGUAGAAACAAUGUCUCAAACCCUUAAGGAGAAGAACAUCCUCCCGUCGAAGCUGAAAUUUGGUUUCCUUGGACUCGGCAUUAUGGGUAGCGGAAUCGUGAAAAAUUUGAUCAACAGUGGUCAUAGUGUGAUCGUAUGGAAUCGGACGCAAGAAAAGUGUGCAGAUUUUGUAAAAGCAGGAGCAGAUCAAGGCUUGACACCAUCUGAUGUUGUGAUGGCUGCUGAUAUCACCUUUUCUUGUGUGGCUGAUCCACAGGCUGCCAAAGAUAUGGUGUUUGGCAAUUGCGGUGUUCUGACGGAGAUAUCUCCUGACAAGAGUUAUGUUGAAAUGACUGGCAUUGACGCAGAAACAUCUCAGGACAUUGCCGAAGCGAUAAACGGCAAAGGGGGUCGUUAUUUGGAGGCACAGGUGCAAGGAAGCAAAACCCAGGCACAGGAAGGCACUCUUGUCAUUCUCGCUGCCGGUGAUCGGUCGCUCUUUGACGAAUGCCAAUCUUGUUUCGAAGCUAUGGGCAAGAACAGCUUCUAUCUCGGCGAAGUCGGCAAUGCUUCCAAGAUGAAUCUCGUGCUUCAAUUAAUGGCCGGCGUUACUUUGGCUGCUUUAGCAGAAAGUAUGGCACUCGCAGACCGCGCAGGACUUCAACAGAAAGAUGUUUUGGAAGUUCUUGAGUUGACCUCUUUAGCGUGCCCGGCAAUUCUUGAUAAAGGCAAAGCAAUCAUCGAAGGCGGUUUUCCAACCCAACUGCCGCUGCAACAUAUGCAGAAGGAUCUGAGAUUGUCUUUGGGCAUGAGCGAUCAAUUGGAACAGCCUCUUCCGUUGGCUGCUGCGGCGAAUGAAGUGUACAAGCACGCGAAACGUCUCGGAUACGGCGAACAUGACGCUUCAGCCGUUUAUAUUAGAGCCAGGUUCUAACGCAGCAUAUGCUUCGUGUUGUCACCGAGCUUCUGCUACACCGUAUUUAUUGCGAUACCUGACGUUAUUUCCCGCCGCCACCUGAGGAGAAGAAAGAGAGAGAAAGAGUAGUACGUACUUUAACAAGAUACUCGACUUGGUCUGCGACUUUAAGAUAUACCAUACAAUCAGAUUUGUGCGUACAUCUAUAAGAUUUUAUGGAAGAUACAAAAUGCAUUUUAGAAAUAAAAAGAGCGCAAAAUCGCAGAAGAAUUUCGUUGACGCGCGUCGAGGAAAAAAAUAUUGCAAUUAUUUGCAAAAUAAUCUUAUCGCAUAUUAUGACAAUGAUAAUUUCAGUGAUUUCAAUGAUUACAGAAAUAUCUUUUUCCUUCUGAUACGUUUCGUUACGCGUUUUCCAUGUGCUUUUUCAUGAAAGAAAUAUUUUUCUUGAUGUCGGCUCAUUUGAUGAUCGAGCUUCCCGAGUCGCGUCUCGACUUCGAUCGCGUGAGAGAAGCUAAGCCUUUGGCUCAGUUUCGAGAGAUUCGGGACGUGUCGGAAAUAUGUGCCUUACGAUACGGAUUGAAGGAAGAUUUAUUAAUGUCAUGUCACGGUAAUGUCAUCAUAUGAAGUAUGAAAUGCGUUGAGAAUCGUGAUGACAAUGAGAACUGAUGACAAUGAACACAUUGUAUCGGCAUGAGAUUAUCUUAACAACAAACUGACAGAUUCGCCGACGUUGAUUACAGUUUUGAUGAUAAUCACAAACAUUUCAUGGUAUACUUAUAAAGUUAGAUGACAAUGAAUACUUCUAAGAUAUUGUCAUUAUUAUCAUAUAAUUAAAAAAUUGGUGUACUACUAUAUGAGUUGGACAAUAUUUUAGAAAUAUUUAAUUUGAUGAAUAACAGCAAGGAGAACUGAUUCUUCUAUGCAUACUUUUGUCUUCUGCAUAACUUGUAAUCUAAAAGAAUAGAUUUUAUAGAGGCACUUUUAUUUUGUAGUUUUUGAAUUUUUAUCUCGCACUUUGUAUAACAAAUAAAAGACAUAUAAUGUUGUUCUAUAUUAAAUAUUAAUUAUUAUAUUAAUGUUUCUAUUAUCAGAUCAGUAAAUUAUCAGAAAAAAAACUAAAGGCGACUAGUUAUUUUUCUAGAGAUACUUCAAUAAGUAUUAUAGACAGUGUACCAUCGUCAUUAAGUUUGUUUAUGCAGAAGAAUUCUGCAAUAUCGCCAGAAUUCGAGGUUUGAAUAAAAAAGAUUUCUGUUUGCGCUCGCUGAGUCGGCUUGCUUUUACGACGCUUCUGUUGAUAAGUCGAUAAAUAGCGCUUUUUAUCUUAAUCGAUAUAAUAAACUUUAGGAGAUAUCAGAUAUAUAGGAAAAAUAGGAAACGUUAUUUAGUAUAUUACACGUUGCGUUUCUUUUUCAACAAUGAUAUCAGCACAACAUCAGUUCUCCUCGAACAUCUGGUCUAGAAAACAUAAGUUAAAAUUUGCAUAUCUGCAAAAAAAUAUUUCAUUCUUAAUCUCUACUAUUCUACAAUAAUAAAAAUGUCGAUUUUCAAAUCAAAGAUGAGAUCUAAAUUAAACAUAAUAAAAUUAAAUUUGUUAAUAUAAUGCACAUUGAUGAAUUUUUACGGUUUAUUUUCCCAAACUGUCCCAAAUCGCAGCGCAAUUUAAUUGAUACACAAGGAUCUUUUUCCUUAAAAGCAUUGUGACAUCGCGUGUUCGACGGACAUCGACUUCUCGAAACAGUUUCUUGGGACGGUUGCCACGAUAACGUACCCCCCUCUCUCGUGUGCGAUCGUACGAUUUUCGCGAGAAUCUUUUUUGACGACGAAGAAGGAAAUGAGUGAGUAGAACGCUUCCAUUUUCUCAGGAUGGUUGUGUGAUUCUCAUAGGCAACACGCGAUGAAGUCGAGAGCGAUCAGAGGACCGCGAGUUGGCAUAGGAGAGUUGCGAUCGAGAAAAACACGAAUUUUCCCCGAUUUUAAUGUGACCAGACAUACCGUCGAUGUUGAAGAAAAAUAUAAGAAUCUUAAAAACA
Linepithema humile (Argentine ant) is the source of this 3595-nucleotide messenger RNA. It is a transcript of the gene Ndf, whose product is annotated as Nucleosome-destabilizing factor. NCBI's taxonomy places the organism in Eukaryota, Metazoa, Arthropoda, Insecta, Hymenoptera, Formicidae. Gene Ontology annotation, molecular function: oxidoreductase activity, acting on the CH-OH group of donors, NAD or NADP as acceptor; NAD binding; NADP binding. The record is from RefSeq and is a predicted model, not a curated record.